AUGGCCUUACCAAAAUAUAUUCCGGGGAAAUGGCUCAUCAGAACCCUAAUAAUCAUAUUAAUAUUCAAAUACUCACUCAAAUAUCUGUUGGGGCUCAACCUUCAGUUUAAUCCAUUCAAAUGCUGGGCUUUAAAAGUUUCAUAUAAGGAUAAAUUCCAUCUUCAAUCAUUAAAAGUGUACCCCUUCCAAAGGAAGAUUAUGAUAACUGGAUUGACCAUACAUGACAACAAUAAAACUGAUACCAAGAGGGACUAUUGUGAGGUAAAUGUACUAUCGAAUACGACAGAAGAAAACUUACCCCUCCAACAGGAAUCUAGAAUUAUUACAUUACCGAAAUGGUUUAUCAAUUAUUUCACACAUAUAUCAAGGGCUGUUAAUGGGUUCACUCUUGUGUUUGAUGAUUUGAAAAUCGCAAAGGAGAAUAUUCAAAUCCAACGCCUGGGACUCACUACAACAUUAGAGACAGUAUCGAAUCAAUUUGGUGUCGACGUGUUUGUAAGAAAGGCCCAUUGGCAUGACCAACUUCUUUGCGGUGAUGGUCUCUUCUUCUUCAAGACAACUAUUUCAUUGACUAAUGAAACUGACAUCAUUGUAAAAGAAACUUUAGGAUCUGACGAGGGCCUAGAUGAAGCGAUGAGUUUCCCAAUCCAAGAUACAACCCUUGAUAUUAAACUGGGAGAUAUUUCAUUAUCAAUGGAUAUUGUGAAUAAAAUGAGAAAGAAAGCAAAUAGUGACCAAAUUCCGAAAUGCAAAAAUAUAAGAAGUACUAUGCUUACAGAUGCGGAAGUACAAAGGAUUGUGGCCACAUUUGAAGAAAAGAUACAAAGACAAUGUAGAACGUUUUUGAAACCUUUCUCAGAAAUAAAUCUUGCUAUUGAUAAGAUCGAAAUCUCUAAAAUUCCUGUAACACCUCAUGAAAAACUACAAGAAAUGAACUCAUUUUUGAGCUACCACGCAACGGUAUCGAAUUUCUCAUUUAAUGCAGUUCGGUUUAACAAUGAAAUGCCAGGAUUCAAACUAGUCUUUCAUGAGAAUGACACACCUUUCAAAGUAAGUUCCACAAUUUCAAGAAUUGUAUUUUCCCUAGAUAAGAGAGAAAUGAAAACUAAGAUUAGAACUCUUUUAAAAAUAAUGGAGAUUCCAAAUAUAUCUGUAUUUGGAGAAACUAAUUUACCAUCACAAAAAUUCCGUCAUUUAUCAACUUCAUCAUCAAAAUCUUCAAGCCAAUCUGAACGUGGCCCAAUCAUGAACCUUAAAGGUAAUAUUGCCUCACCAACCAUUGAUAUUAAUAUUAGAAGCUUAUCAUUCUUAAAGUCAUUCUUAGAUAAUAUUAAAGUCUUCACACAGACCUUUUCAGAUCCAAUGGAGGUCACAAAUUGUGUCGAGAAUUGUAAAAUUUCAAGAAGAAAACAAGUCAUGAUGGAAUUUUACAAAACUUUUCUACCUAUUAUCAAUGGAAGAUUGACUUUAGAGGAUCCCAAGGUUGCAAUCAGUGAUGAUCAAAAUAACUUAAUUAUUUUCAAAUUUGCUGCCUUCAUGUUUAAUUAUCAAACAAAGAGGUACUCAUUGGCCAAUGUGGAAAAGACAGAACAGAUUUAUUUUGAAUCAACCGCAAACAUUGAAAUCUUGGAUAUUAAAUUGCAACAUAUUGUCCAGGAUGCCAACUACAAAGUCAUUAUCUUCAAAUUGGAAAGUUUUGCUCUUCAAAGUAAAUUUAAACUUAUCCCUGAUAACACAUGCGUCUUAGAAGGUGACAUAGAUACUAUUCAUUUAGACCUUUCAGAAUUACGUACCAUGAUCAUGUUGAACAGAUUUAUCAGAAGACUAGACUGUCAAAUGUUGUUAGUUGAGGAAAAUUAUUUCAAAGAUCUGUACACCAUGUUUGCAUCUAAUAUUGAAACAUCAGAAAAGGAAUGCUCUUUGCUCUCGAAAUCGAUUAAACCCUCACAGAAGAUUUCACUUUCUGAUGUUUUAUUCAUAGCACUUCCUGCCUAUCUGGAUUAUUUAAAGAUUACAAUCAGAAAUAUCAAAAUGACUUUAGGAGCAAGAUCCGUUUUCAUGCCACCCGAUGUAUUUUCUUCUGUAGACUCUCAAAGUUCUCAUGAUUUAGUGGAUGGUAAGCUAAGGAAGUUUUGUACUUCGAUUGAUAAGUUGCAAUUGGCAAUUUUCGGAACUAAAACUCAAUGGCAUAAUAAGAUAAGCAAUGGCCAAAUUGAAAUGGUUCGAAGCGGACAAAACUCGGAAGAGUUUAUGUCAUAUGGAGAUAAUGGAUUGGAUGAUAUCUCCACAAGCGAGGUCACUGAAGUGGAACAUCUUUGGAAUGUUAAUCUUUUGUUCAGUUCAAUUACGUCAAUAAUUGUUGCAGAAAGUGCAGAAGUAACGGAUGAAUUAGCAUAUAGAGUUGUUAAUAAAAUGUCAGUAUUGUCCGUAAAAGUAUUCCCAGAGGUUGAUUCAUUUUCCGUGGACGAACCGCAGAAGAGAAUAACAGUACAAAUUGAGAAUCAAAAAAUCAAAGCAAUUCUUUCCUUAAUGAAUAUCUUUUUGAUUAUAUCAGGUGUUCAUACUUUGUACCAAGUCUUUGGCCAUGAUAUUGCAAGGAGAAGAAGGGAAUCAUGGGCAAAGAAGUAUCUAAUUGCUAUCGGGAAUAGUAAAAAGAAAUCAACUAUAAACAAUAUCGAUUGGACCGAACUGAAAUCGCUCUUACAAAUUAAUUACUCAAGUGAUUUCUCUAGUCAUGUUCUGGUUCUUCCUAAUGGACUAAAAACAAAGGUUGAAUCAAUAAAUACCUUCACCACAAUAAGGAACUUUUCUGAUGUAAAUAUUAGCGGCGAACUUUUCAGAGUAUUAGUCGAAUCGCCGGAAAUUCAGAAUAUCUGGUCGAGAUUUGUAUCAAUAUCAAGCUUUAGUAUCCGAAUGUCAAUUGACGACGUGAAAGAUCAAAUGGCAAAAAGCUUUGAAGAUCUUCAAGAUGCAGAACCUGCUGUGUGGCUUGAAAAUGAAUCAUGGCACCUUUCUGUGCCGCAUAAAUUUGAGAUGUAUAGACUAAUUGAUAACGUUACAACAGUUGUUAAGUCUUUGAAACAAAUGUUUUAUUCUUUGAAAACAUCGAAGAACGACUUGAUUAUUUUCCCUAAAGUUCAAAAGGCACCUUCUUUGCCAAAAAUAAAGUUAAAGUCGGGACGACUUCUAUUUAGUAUCAAUGAUGAUCCAUUUGAAGCUCAAAUGAAUAUGAUUUGUCAGAUUGGGACGCAAGAACAAAGAAUAAGAAUGGAACAAUGGAAGGAAUUUGAUGAAUCCACACUCAAGAGAAUAAAAGAACGAAAACCUGAUGUUGAUGUCAGCGAUAUUCAUUCCGUAUUAUAUGAAACUAACAAUACUUCAAUCAGAAGUUCCAUUCGCAGAAAAUCUUUAGAAAGAGCAAAUCAACGUACAAUGCCUGUUCCUUUUAAUGUAGACGGUUUAGAUGAGGAAGAUAGAUCAGUACAAGAACUUGUGACCGAAGAUAUUCAUAGAGCCUUUAGAAAUUUUCAAGAAUAUAUGUCUGAUUCCUGGAUAAAGAGAGUGAAUGAAUACAAGAGAAAGGAAAGGGAAGAGUUUAAGAAAAACUUUUCAUUUUUAUGGGGAAAUAUCAAUUACAGUAAGUUUCCCUCAAAUGUUAAUGAUAAAGUACUAAGUUUUACCACAUAUCCAUUCCUAAUGAACCUAAUCGUCGAAGAUAUCAACAUAGAUGUAUGUAAACCGUCUUGUGGCCUAGAAGGAAUACCAUCUUUUAUUCAUGAAGUUGGUAAGGGUGUACCGGAAAGUAUGGAAUAUUCCAUCAUGAUUCCAAUGCAUUUAGACUGUAGGUUCAGUGAAAUUCGAUGGCACCUAAGAGAUUAUCCAAUGCCUUUCGUGUAUAUUCCACCACUAGCAAUAUCUCAAAGUAAGUCAAUGCCAGCAAUACGAAUAUUUGGUGAUUUUAUGGUUACUGAAAACUUGGUCAAAUCAGACGAGGCUUUGAGAACAUUGUUCGUUCCCUUGGUUCCAUCCAUCGUCAUGGAAAAUAGUGAUGCAUAUUAUUCUUUACUAGUUCCAAGAACUGUCACCAGCAUAAAGGUUUACACAACUCUUCAGCUUGAUAUAAACUCUAAGGAUAGGACUACAGUCAAUAUGGGUAAUUCGUAUCAACCUGCGAUCCAACAAACAAUGCAAUGCUUUGACAACUUUUCUAAACCUCCUACGGACCCAUCUCGGAAAAUGGGGUUUUGGGAUAAAUUGAGGUACAUGUUCCACGCCAGAAUCAAAAUUUCAUGGAAAAAUAAUGGAAGAUUUGAAGUCGGCUUAAAGAGUGCUAGAAGUCCUUAUAUGAUUGGCGGUAAAUCUGCUGGGUUUAUAAUUGGUUUUGGAGAAAACGUCAUUUUAACCUGUAAUGAGACUGAGGAUCCAAAAAAGUUUUUAUCAUGCACAGCUGGAGAAAUUUACUUCAGUAUUCCUAAUUAUCUGGCAAAACGAUUACUGGUAUGGUCGAGACCUAGCUCUCAGACUGUUUUCCUCCCAACCCAAGAAAAUACUAACGUAGCAAAAUAUGCUUCGUAUUACUAUUUAAUGGACUUAUUGAAUACCAAGAAUGAAUCUGCUGCAUUGCAUAUUAUGGAAACUGCCUUUAUCGAAAAGACCGGCAUUAAAUUAACUGGUAGAACCACUCUUAACAUGGGUAUCGUCCUUGAAAGACUUUCUCAAGAUGGUAAAGGUCGAACUUUUGAUGCGAAGAAACAUUAUGACGUUAUGCUAACGAAUCCAAUAUAUGUCGAGAAUUUAAAGACACACGAUUCCUAUAAAGGAUUCAGAAGUGAAUUUAUUCAUAUGUCAUUUAACUUACUGUCGAAUUCAGACUCAGCUUAUAAUUCAAUGCAACUAAGCCCUACAGCUUUGGCUACCUUCUUUGACUGGUGGAAAUCAUUUUCAGGUAAUUUCCCUGUCAGGAGAGGUCCAUUGUAUGGGAUGCAGAGUGUUAGCCCCAAGUUUGGAGAUCACCUAUAUACUAUCUCUUAUCAUGCUGAUGUUUCUCCAUUAUAUAUUGCUCACAUUUAUCAUGACAUUGACGCUGCAUAUAUUCUCAAGAAGAAUGAUUUCGAAACGGUUGAAUUUGCCGGUUUAAAGGCUAAAGUUGGGCAAUUUGUGAUGGAUUUGCAUCAAAGGAAAGAAGUUGUCACCGAAUAUAAGAAGAAGUUGAAUGUUACUAAAAGAGUUAAGAAACUAAAAUUUCUCUCAGCUGAUAUACUCACACAUAGAAUUGAUAUUAGGACUGUACAUGGUAUUUUCCAUAAGCUUAAUUUUAUUGAAGAGAAGGCACAUGCAAAGUACGACAUCUUUGAUAAUGAUAUGUCAUGGUUAGAUAUUUCAGACUUCCAAGAAGCUUUUUACAUCGAUGUUAGUAAUUAUGUUCCAAAUGUUGACAUUAGACCAUUACUUUUUGCUCCUGAAUUUGUUUACAAGAAGAGAGCGAACUAUGGAGAUAAAUACCAAUUAAAUCCUAAAACAUAUGAGCGUAUCGAACCCUUCAACAAUGGCGUAUCUCAUGAUUGUAUUAUGGGAGAACAUAUUGAAAUUCCUCCUAGCUUGAUUGAGAAAAGAUUAGAAGUUUUAGAAGAGUUUGAACUGAAGAUAAAAGCAAAACUAAGAAAGUCUAUAGAUCCGACGGAGAAAGCAAAGCUGACGACUUUCUUGAAUAUGACAGCCCAAGCGAAGGAAAGCGUUGAAUUAUUAUUGGCAGAUUUCAAUUCUGUGUGUCCCAAAACAGGUAAAAUAUUGACAGAAUCCGGUUGCUUCCGUUACCCUUCACUUCAAUUAUUACAUAAUUCCAAAUUAAGAAAUAAGUCAUUCGAGAAUAGAUUCUUAGUUUUUAAUAUGCUAUUAAAAUGGAAUGAAAAGGUAAGAGAUGUAGUCUUAAGGUACUUACAUUUCUUUAAUUUGACGUCGGACUUCCACAAGUUGACAUCACAGCAUGCUUUGGAAACUUUUGACAAUAUCUUAAAGCAAAGGUUAUCACAGAAUCAAAAAUCAGAGUUGGAAAGCCACGGUGAGCCUAUCGAACGACUUAACUCCAAAGAGCAAUUUAGAAAUGCAGAAGAUCAAUCUGCCAUUAACAAUGCCUUAGUGGAACUAUUUGAAACAGCUUUGUCAAGUUUACAAUGUUCAAUCAAAUCUGUUCGUCACGAAAAUCAUUAUGUACAGUUUAUUACACCCCAAGUUCAAUUAAUGACUAAAGAAGAAAAUGACUCAUGUGUUAUUAUAUCGGCUCCAAAUGUUAUGAUGAAGGUGUUAGCUUUCGAAGAUGAACGGACGGAGGAAAUUAAUAUUGACAACGAUUUCUUGAAGAGGUAUGGAAUAAUAGUGACAAAUGCUAAUGCGUUCUUAUUCCACAAGGGUGAUUUUAAGGAUAAUUUUGAAUUGUUCUUUGAUGUUAGCUCCUACGGUCAAAGUAAGAAUUCGAAAUGGCCGCCAUGGCUGGGAUUAGAACUUGGAUUUGAAUCAAAGGCUUUGCAAUCGCAAGCCCUUAUUAAGAAUUUAUCAACGGUUUUAUUUUACGAAAAAGUUUCAGAAUUUUCUGAUGUGUAUGAACUGGUUAAGAAAGCUAUUGAUGAUAAAUUUUCGGUGUUUAUGCCUAAACUGCAUAUGAAAAUGAGUUCCCAAAAUUAUGUUUUCUUGUACAAAAUAGUCACUAAUUUGUUCCUUUACGUGGAUCCUGAAGCUGUGGAAUUACAAAAACAAAUAGAAAAGCUAACUAUCGGGUACGAUCUUGGAAAUGUUGAACAUACUCGUGAAUUAGCCUUAUCAUUGUUCAACAACCAGAGAAAGUUAAAGUUAAUUGAAGAUGAAUUUUUGUUCAAAAGAUUUUUGUUGGAUGAUGUUGGGAAAGUGGAUUUAACUAAUAUUCAUAAUGAAAGACUAAACCAUUUAUUAAGACUUUAUUUGAUAAUGAAUAUGUUGAAUAUUAGUUGUUCAAGUAAAGAUGGUCGUGAAAGAACAAUGGUCUUUGAUAUAAAUAUCAAGGAAAUCCUUUUUCACAUGUUAUAUGAUGAUAAUAAGCCAUUUAUUGAUAUUGCUCUUGCAGAACUACAUCUUCUAAAGGGCCAUUCAUCUUAUGGGUUCAAUAGAAGUCAACUAACUAUUAAUAUGAUGCAAGUCUUUAACUUAGAAAAGGGCGUUGUUUUUCACGACGUUUUUGGACCAUACAUAAAGGAUUCCAAGAAAUCAAAAUUACCUAAUGUUUCGAAAGACGAUCCGCUAAUAUCUAUUUGUUGGGAAAUGGACAAACCUGUUGGUGGUAUUAAGUUAAUUAAUAAGGUUGAAACUAAACUUGCAGGACUUAAAAUUAAUUUGGAAGAAGAUACCCUAAAGAGACUUAUCACCUGGCUACAAUUAAAGGAAACCUUUUUACAAGACGAAGACACUGAUGAAGUUGCUGCUAUAUCUGACUUGUUAUCAAACACUGCAUUGGAUUCCGAUCUUGAUUUGACUGAAGAUCUUGGUGCUGACCUAAAUGAAAUGGUCAAACGUGCCUCAGAUUAUAUGACAAUUCAAGAUUUAAUGCUCAAUAGUUUCAAACUGUGCAUUAGUUACAAAGGUAAGGGUACUCGUAGAUUGAUAAACAUCUCGAAUUUCCUAUUUACCUUCCCCAGUUUAUCUUUUGAAAACCAAAUGUUGCGGGUAGUUGAUAUUCUAAAUUCUUUGAAGAAACUACUAAUAAAAGUGUUGAUUAGACAUACAGGGAAAUUCUUGAAGGGCAAGUUGAAAACAAACUCCAAAGAGCCAUCCGUCAAACAUGAAUCAAGAUUAAAACCUUUAAAGACUUACGGAUCAUACACUCAUGUGGAUGAUCUACUGACUGAAGGGAGUGUGGAUUUGAACUAUUCCAUCUAG
This is a messenger RNA of Naumovozyma castellii, 7902 nucleotides long. It is a transcript of the gene FMP27, whose product is annotated as Fmp27p. NCBI's taxonomy places the organism in Eukaryota, Fungi, Ascomycota, Saccharomycetes, Saccharomycetales, Saccharomycetaceae. The transcript has a single exon. The record is from RefSeq and is a predicted model, not a curated record. The coding region runs from base 1 to 7902 and encodes 2633 amino acids.